GGGACAAUUUAAUCUUCUCAAAUAUUCCUGAGAGAGUCGACGAAACCCCUAAUGUGACUGAGAACAUUUUACGAGAAUUUCUAGAAAAAGAACUGAAAAUGGAUACGGCUGAUGUGAGCAACAUUAAGUUUGACAGAGUACAUAGAAUGACGGGACGUAACAAACCCCGAGCAAUAGUGGCGAAGUUUAACAACUUUAAACAAAGGCAAGACGUCAAAUUCAGAUCCAGAGAACUGAAAGGUACAAACUUUUAUAUAAAUGAACAAUUUCCACCAGAAAUCAACGAACAAAGACGACAACUAAUUCACAUUGCGAAGGAGAAACAACGACAAGGACACAGGACACGUUUAGUGUACAAUAAACUGUACAUUGAUGGCGUUCCAUACAAACCACCUACCAACCCACGGAUCCAGGAACCGAUGAGAUAGGAAAUUGCGGGGGUCGGACAUUCAUUGCGUAUAGUCGCAUGGAAUGUAAACAGAAAUUUAGAGCAAAAGAUAUGUGACAGUGAUUUUUGCACAGUCAUAUCUGACUACGAUGUAAUAUUUUUAUCAGAAUGCUGGAUUCAACCUGGAACAGCUCUAAAGUGCGAUUGGUUAAACGACGAAUUUGAAUACAAAUGUUUUCCUAGACUGAAGGGUAAAGGCGGUGGCCUUGUGCUGUUAUACAGAAAAACACUUCGUAAGUUUGUAUCAAUUGUUAAAUGUGUUGAAGACACACUCAUAUGGUUAAGAGUAGAACAAAGAGAUCAUCCCGAUAUUUAUAUCUGUUUUGCGUAUAUACCUCAUGAUCAUAACGUUUACUACACAAAGUAUAAUUGCGAUUUAUUUGAUUGUAUCUUAAAUGAUAUGUCAAUUUUUACACAGAACGGCACUGUUGUUGUUGCCGGUGACUUAAACAGUAGAGUUGGUAAUUUACCUGAUUAUAUUGUAGAAGACUCUCUUGCUAUACCUAUUCAUGAUAUGCUGUCAAAUGUUUUUGAUUAUAACACCGAUUCGGUCAUGCCACAUCGAGUAUCAGAAGAUAUGAUGGUUAAUAGGUUUGGCAGAAAGCUUUUAGAAUUAUGUAAAUCUACUGGUUUAAGACUUUGUAAUGGUAGAACACCAGGUGAUGAAAAUGGUCAGUUAACUUUUUACAAUCACUUGGGUACAAGUGUUAUAGAUUACAUUUUAGUAGAAGAUGCGUACUUUAACAAUGUCACUAAGCUUAACGUCUGUGAGUUUAACGAAUGGUCAGAUCACGCACCAGUAGAAUUUACUUUGAAAUGUAUGAAUGCUAGCUUUUCCAAUAAUAGUGAUGUAAUCACGAGUGGUCCAAAUACGACACGGAAGUUCAGAUGGGACGACGAGCACGUGGAACAAAUGGAACGUGACCUCAAUGACAAAGUCAGUGAUCUGUAUAAUAUUAUCGACUUAAUACAAUCAUCUACCCUAACACUGGAUCGUGGUAUUGAGCAGUUUAAUUCUAUAUUAAAUGAUGUUUUUCAACCUUGUUCUAGAAAUGUAAAAUGUUGUAAAAAAAAUUCACCAAAUAAGAAAAGUUCUACCAACAAGGAUAAACCUUGGUUUGACGAAAAAUGUAAGCACUUGUACAACACUUAUCGUCAUUUUAUGUACAUCUUUAAUUCUGAGCGUAGCCCGGAAAACAGAUGUAAUCUGGUUGAAGCUAAAGGUGAAUAUAAACGUUAUGAACGACAGGUCAGACAUACCCGUGCUGUUUAGAGCGACCUUAUUGGUUUUCAUAGCUUGGAGUGACGGUGUUUUGGUCGAUUUUAGACGUCUCUGUCAAUCGGAGCAACAGAGUUUCGGGGUUCGAAGGGACCCCUGGCAAAAUGAUGCUAUUCACUACUGUUUUAUGACGGGCAAUCUGAAUGAGGAGUGCAAACAAAUAAACGUCACUGGAGGCAUUGACUGUGGGGAAGAAUUCUAUCUACAAGGUGGACUGCCGGACGAAACGGCUGAAUGUUGCCGCAAAUUUGAACACAGACUAACUAACUGCCAAAUUCUAACACAGACAUUUUCAUACCAAGGCGGUUUUGACAUCAUGUAUAUCAACCGCGCUCUCCGAAAAAUUAUCAGCACCCCUACAGGAAGUGACCCUACGGCUUUUCAAGUGGAGUUAUGCGACUUGGAGAAACUGGGCACAUAAGGAGGCAGCCAAACUACAACACUCUGUGUACAAGAAAAUAAAAACUUUAUUUCUUCAUGUUUUUUUUAAACAAGAGAAAUUAUUGUCUAACAGUGCAUGUGUACUUUUUCUAAUAAAUUCUAACAUUGA
This is a messenger RNA of Ostrea edulis (European flat oyster), 2277 nucleotides long. RefSeq lists its product as uncharacterized. The record is from RefSeq and is a predicted model, not a curated record. The coding region runs from base 1687 to 2148 and encodes 153 amino acids. NCBI's taxonomy places the organism in Eukaryota, Metazoa, Mollusca, Bivalvia, Ostreida, Ostreidae. The transcript is spliced from 5 exons.